CGGGGCUCCUGAGUGGGUGGUCGCCAUGGCGCUGGGGAGCGGCUCGGGUCCCGGGGCAGUGCCGUUUCCGCGGGCGGAGCUGAAGCUGGUGCGGCUGCUGAGCCGCUGCGAGGUGCUGGCGGCGGCGGACCGGCGGGGCGCGGGGGAGUGGCGGCUGGAGAAGUAUGUGGCUGCCCUGGAAGAGAUGCUCCUGGAGCUGAAGAAACACUCCAGCAAGCCGGCUCCCGAGGUGCUGAACGAAUAUUCUCGCAAGGUGGAGUUCUUGAAAGGCAUGCUGGAAGCGGAGAAGCUGCCGUCUUCCUCUGAAAAGGCGCUGGCCAAUCAGUUCCUGGCCCCCGGGCGAAUCCCCACCACUACUAAGGAGCGGAUCCCGGCCACGCAGAUGGUGCAUUUGCAGACCAAAGCCCGCUACACUGGGGAAAUGAGGAACGAACUGCUUGAUUUGGAAGAGACAAGCUUGAGGAAACGCACGGGCUUCCUCCCGGAUGAGAAGCAGUCGGCCGCUGACCUGGACACCGUCCUGAAGCACCACCACAACCUCCAGGAGAAGCUGGCGGAGGAGAUGCUGCACUUGGCGCGCAACCUCAAGAACAACACCCUGGUGGCUCAGAACGUGAUUAAGCAAGACAACCAGACGUUGUCUCAUUCGCUCAAGCUGGCCGAUCAGAACUUUGAGAAGCUGAAAGACGAAUCCGACCGCCUGGAGCAGCACGCCAAGAAAUCGGUGAACUGGCUCCUCUGGCUGAUGCUGAUCGUCGUUUGCUUCAUUUUCAUCAGCAUGAUCUUGUUUAUCCGGAUCUUUCCGAAGCUGCGGUGACUUCUGGCCUGGCCUGGCGCACUUUGCCUCUUUCCUUCGCGAAGCCCCAGCCCCAGGUGGCCGCGGGGCGGUAGCUUCGUUCCAGCCAGGCUGAAAGGACGGCUGUGCGUUUUGGUUUUGGAUGCAGCCUGCUUGCUGUUGCUGGAAAUGCACUGCGACAACUCAGGUGAUGGAGCGUUUCUCCGGAGCGCGGUUGUCAUCUCACAGCAAAACAGCUCCUCAGGCUGGGCUGGGUCCCCCUUUGCAUCGUAUGGAAGGGAAGUUUUCUGCCUAGAGGAGCCCUCAGCCCCAUUGGCCCUGUCGGGGGUUUGUGUGGCAUUCGCUUCUUGUCUGAAUGAAGCCUGCCAGAGAGGGUGGGUGGCAAGAAACGGAAGGACUGGGCAUUUGCUUGCUUGCCGAAAAACAACCGGGGUCGAAGAGGGGAAAGCACAGUAGCAUUUAAAGACCAGUAGGACCGAUACAAAACAAAUACCCUGCGAUGUGUGUAAUGAAAUGUCCCUAAAUAAUCCUCGCGUGAAGAACGUUCCUCUUGUUGAUGAUGGUUGAAAAAUCGUUUUGGCAAAUUGUCAUCCUUGGCGGCUGUUCGGUUAAGAUUCCCCCUGCCUUUUUUUAGCCGUUCUGCCUCUUUUGUUUUUUGAUUGGUGGCUGAUGACGGGGUUCUCUUUGUUCCUGGGCUGCUUUGUUUCCUUUCCAUCAGCCUCUGUCGGGGAGAGGGGGAGCUUCUGCCGGUUGCUCAGGACAAAGACAGCACAACUGAAGUUACGGCGGCCGAAUUACUAAGAACGCAUUGAAACAAAACCAUACAAAUAUGUUCAAUAAAAGUCUAAAUAGCACUAACA
Messenger RNA from Heteronotia binoei (common prickly gecko), 1656 nucleotides. It is a transcript of the gene USE1, whose product is annotated as unconventional SNARE in the ER 1. The record is from RefSeq and is a predicted model, not a curated record. Lineage: Eukaryota; Metazoa; Chordata; Lepidosauria; Squamata; Gekkonidae. Gene Ontology annotation, biological process: retrograde vesicle-mediated transport, Golgi to endoplasmic reticulum. Gene Ontology annotation, cellular component: SNARE complex; endoplasmic reticulum. The transcript is spliced from 7 exons. Bases 26 to 817 code for a protein of 263 amino acids. Gene Ontology annotation, molecular function: SNAP receptor activity.